CAUUGGCCGCUGUGUUGUCAAGCAAACAAACAUAUCGUAUUCAAUGACGUCAAAAACAAUUAUGAUGUCACAUUAUUAGCGUUAACAUGACGACUAAAUUUCUUGACUUGCUCGCUGCAAUGGAAAAUUCGUCUUCCAGGUUCUUUCAAGGAUUCUCACUUGAGGAUUACAGGCUUCAAGCUCUUUUUAAGACACUGGAAAAGGAGAAAAAGCAAUGUUUGAAUCAGCUGAAGGAGCAAACACACCUAUUCAAAAUGUCUCUCCGUCCACCAGUGAAGUCAGGAGAAGAAUAUUGGAGCCAGUAUGGAGAAAACUAUCACGCCAAUGGAGACAAAAGAGAAAGAGAUUCUGUUACUCAUCUGAGUGCAGAACUCAAAGAAGAUCUGAAUAAGAACAACACUAUGCCUGUCAGCCCCAAAAUUAACAGCCCGGCAGAAGAUGAACAUUGUGGAUUGAAUCCAUCUGGUAAAAGACCAAGAUACUUCCAAAGGAACAAAAGUAAACAAAAUGCCGACAGAAAUGCUCAAAGAAAGAAAAAGCCAGAGUCAAUAAGCUUAACAUUACUGGAAAUAUUAUGUUCCGACGUUGAAAAUGGUGUCCUACUAACAAAGACUGGAAAUCAUAGCUACUCUGGCUGUGAAGCUAGCGAAAAAUGCUUUAAGGAUGGUGUUAGCCGAAUUCGAUCACAAUCAAAUCAAGAAGAAAGACUCAACGUUGUAGGCCAACCGGAGGUCAGAAAUAGAUCCACAUCUACGAGUUCUGCGGCAGUACAUAACUUUGAGAACUCUCUGAAAUCACCAUCAUCGACUGACCUAAGCUGUCAGGUAACUAACACUUCAGAGCUAGAGAGAUCUGUACAAAAUCUAAGUUUAAGUUCUGUGCAUUCCAAAAUCGAUUUCUGGCCUGGUGAAACCCCAAAAAGUUCACAGUCGACAAAAAUUAACAUCAGAAAGGACGUGGCACGUAAUUUGGAAUCCUCUAGGAACUCAAGCACCACGAAGAACGAAAGGAGCAUGGAUUCUGAUGGGUCGGGAAGUUGCAGAUUCGUGCAUUUUAGCGAUGGGCGCAAGCUUAAAAAGAAAAAAGGGAAAAAGAAAGACCCGGGUACGAAACAAGCCAAUGACAAACUGAACAGGACUGAAAGCUCGGACGUUAAAUUUUUCCAAAUUGAUGUUCCACCAGGUUCGAACAGAGGAAAAUCGCAGGAAGAGAUGGCCAAGGAGACCAGGGAGAAAAUGGAUCAAUUCUUCGCCAAAGUAGAUCGCACAAAGAGUUUUCAAACAAAAAGGCUAAGAUGGCGCUGUGUCAGUGGCAACAGCGGACGUAGUGCUUGGAAAAGGGAAAACAAGGCAUGUUUGGAUCAGGAGAAACUUCUUCCUCAAGAAAUAAAGAACGUAAAAGGCUACCGUCGAGCUCAUCCGUGGCCAACUCAAGUUUGGAGCUAAACUGAAAAGGUUCUUUACGAGGUUCAACUUCUAGUAUUAAUAUCAUGUGUUAUGUGCUAUUUGUUGCAUCAGGAUGAAACUAAAUUUUAAUGUCGUUGUCGUCAUUUCACUAACUUAUUCCAACUUAAAAUAGUUUUGAAGCUGAAUAUUUUUCGGUUAACACUGAAACACGAGUAAGACAGCACAUUACCCUUGUCUUUAACUAGUUACAGCGGUAUUCCGUCCAGGCCGU
Molecule: messenger RNA, 1677 nt
Organism: Stylophora pistillata
Lineage: Eukaryota; Metazoa; Cnidaria; Anthozoa; Scleractinia; Pocilloporidae
Source: RefSeq, a predicted model, not a curated record